Rhineura floridana is the source of this 8072-nucleotide messenger RNA. It is a transcript of the gene COL27A1, whose product is annotated as collagen type XXVII alpha 1 chain. The transcript has 61 exons. Lineage: Eukaryota; Metazoa; Chordata; Lepidosauria; Squamata; Rhineuridae. Gene Ontology annotation, molecular function: extracellular matrix structural constituent. Bases 572 to 5863 code for a protein of 1763 amino acids. The record is from RefSeq and is a predicted model, not a curated record.
AAAGUCCAGAAGCGAGUUCCUUGUGGCGGAAGAAACAGCAGCAUCUGUAGCUGCAAAAAAGGCAGCGCGUCCAACUCAGGGGAGCCACCGGUCCCUGCAUGAGCAAGGAAGGGGAGGUCGCCCUUCCCCUCCGAACUAAGGACCCCCUUUAAAAAAAAAGAGGGUUGGGGGUGGGUGGAGAAAGGCGAGGCGCGCGAGGGCUCAUCCUGGGCAGGCGACCCGAGCCGAGCCAGCCCGGCCGUCCGGCGAUCAUGCGGGGGGCGCUUCGGUUCCCAACGUGCCGCUUCUCCGCUCUCCCCUCCCCUCUUUUCUCCUCAAGGCACCCGCCGCGCUCGGAGACUUAAUGGGCUUCAGCCGUCCUCCGCCAGCGACCAGGGCACUCCGGCGAAGAAGAGCGGCGCGAGGGCGCGAGGAGGAGCGGAGAGGCGAGGACGCGCCGCCGGCGGCGCAGCUGCGGAACUGAAGAGCCCCUCUCGGAGGGAAGCGAGCGGGCCGGCGGGAUCGAGGGCGAAGGAUGCGCCCGCAAGGCAGCUUUCUGAGGGAUCAGGGCGAAAGCAUGCACUAGAACGUGAUGAAGCUGGACUUGAGAGCCCUCUCCAGACUCAGAGCAGCGGCCGCAGCAGCGAGGAGCCGGCGGGGAUUCCCUUGUCUCUGGACCAUUUUCUAUCUUACCUGUUUCCUAGGAUUCACACAGGGAAGUCCUGAAGAUGUGGACGUUCUUCAGAGACUCGGCAUGGGACCAAGGCUGCCGGGCUCUUCAUCACGCUCUGUUCCUCAGGGAAUUAUUCCCUUCAAGUCAGGGGUCAUCCUCACCCAGCGAGUGCGCAUUGAAGUGCCCGUCAGCACAGUUAUUCCUGCUGCCUUUGGCACAGACCUGGCUUUCGUACUGAGUUUGUGCUCCCAUCGAGUCAACAGUGCUUUUUUGUUCACUGUCAAGGGCAAGAAGAAAAAACUGCAACUGGGGGUGCAGUUCAUCCCUGGGAAGGUUAUAGUUUAUGUUGGCCACAAGCACUCUGUCUAUUUUGAUUAUAAUAUCCAUGAUGGACGAUGGCACCAUUUGGCCAUCAACCUCCAAGGCCAGGCGGUCACCCUAUUUACAUCUUGUGGGAAGCAAAGUAUGUAUGCGGAUUUGCAUCACAAAAAAGUUGAGGCAUUGGAUCCGGAAGGGUCCUUCCUCUUAGGGAAGCUCAAUCAGCGCUCAGUACAGUUUGAAGGUGCCCUUUGCCAAUUCGAUAUUUAUCCUUCCGCCAAGGCAGCUCAUAAUUACUGUAAGUACCUGAAAAAACAAUGCAGGCAAGCGGAUACUUACCGGCCGAAUCUUCCACCUCUGGUCCCACUACUGCCCAAAGACCCAAGAGCUUCUGAAAUGACACCAUCACAGCUGGACCUUUUGCUCGUGGGUUUGAAGAACAUGACCACUGUGCUUCCUCCAUCAUCACUCUUGAAGGCCACCACACCUCAGAGGAACAGGAGACUAGUGGCAGCAUCCACCACCAUUGUGCCAUCAAAGCCACCAGCUCUGUCGCUGACCACCAAAGCUGCCAUGACCAUUGUGGCAUCGUCUCCCACUCUGCCCAACACUGAAGCACAGCUGCCAGCCCACACACUCCAUCAGGCUACCACAGAAGGCCGUCUGCUCUCCAGAGUAGCUCAUCGGACUACUACCUUAGCCCUUGGGGUGUCUCGCUCUGCUUCCAGUUUGGGUUUGGAGAAAUCUCAUUCGCUUACCAGGAAGAAUGUUCUUCCCACCUUUCCAAACCAAACCACGAGCUCCACUGUAGUGGUGAAUAAGAAGGAGGUGAGGAAAGAGACCAAAAAGGUGACCAGCCAAACCCAAACCAUCAAGUCCUCUCCAGCAGUGAGCACCACAAAGCCAACGAUGAACAAGGCAAAGAGUUCACCGAAUAGACUCCAUCCUGUUACCCUAAAGCGCAAGAUGGAAAGUGUCACCAAGAGCCCUGCACCAAAGAAGUUAACAACUCUGCCUGCACUGAAGAAACUGGAUUUGACCACUGCUACUGUCCCAUACACCAAGCCAACUCUUGGAGUUCUUUAUCCUGUUCUCAGAGCAAAUGUGCAGCAUGUUAAUUUAACAAUGCUGGCUGUCACAGACGGGUAUCAGUUGUUUGACUCAGUUGGGCCCACUCUCUUUCCAUUUGUUAUGGGGCUUCCUGGAUUGAAAGGAGACCAAGGUCUUCCGGGCCCUCCCGGUCUACCCGGUUUACUAGGACCACCUGGCAAGCGAGGCCCACGGGGUCCUCCUGGCCCCCAUGGGAAUCCUGGUCAGCCUGGUCCACCUGGCCCUAAGGGCCGAAAAGGUGAUCCUGGAUUGUCUCCUGGAAAAGCAUGGAACGGUCAGAAGGGUGAUGGGGGUUUGCCUGGAUUGACGGGGCUUCCUGGACCACGUGGUAGGAAGGGACAGAAAGGAUACCCAGGCCCAGCAGGUCAUCCCGGAGACCAGGGUGGACGAGGCUCCGACGGGAACCCAGGUGCCAAAGGUUAUCCUGGCAGGCAGGGUUUACCUGGACCUAUAGGGGAGCCUGGUCCAAAAGGCAGCCGGGGGUACAUUGGCUCUCCAGGAUUAUUUGGGCUGCCUGGUGCCGAUGGAGAACGAGGAAUCCCCGGAGUUCCUGGGAAGAAGGGCAAGAUGGGUAGGCCGGGCUUUCCUGGUGAUUUUGGAGAACGAGGACCUCCGGGCAUUGAUGGCAACCCAGGAGACGUGGGAGCCCUGGGCCCUCCUGGAGUCGACGGGCUGAUCGGUGAUAUGGGUGCUGUUGGACCAAUAGGUUUUCCAGGACCAAAUGGAUUAAAGGGGCUGAUGGGAAAUCCUGGAGAGCGUGGACUGAAAGGUGAUAAGGGUGAUCAGGGAGUGUCAGGUGUACCAGGAGAUGUUGGAUUCCAAGGAGACAAGGGUAGCCAAGGUUUGCCUGGGAUGCCAGGUGCCCGAGGAAAGCCAGGAUCUGCUGGGAAGGUCGGAGAGAAAGGUCCAGUUGGUAUUCCAGGACCUCCUGGCCCCGAGGGCUUUCCAGGUGACAUUGGCCCACCAGGACAGAAUGGCCCUGAAGGCAUGAAGGGAAAACCGGGAGCGCGGGGAUUGCCUGGUCCCAGGGGACUACCUGGCCAAGAGGGUGAUGAAGGGCCAGUGGGACCACCUGGCAUCCCAGGGGCAGAGGGUCCACUUGGCAGGAAAGGAUUUCCUGGUAAACCAGGCCCUGAUGGCUUAAAGGGUGAACCAGGGAAUCUAGGUCGCCCAGGAAAAGUUGGUGAUCAGGGUCUGAUGGGGUUCAUUGGUCCAGUAGGGGAGCCUGGAAUAGUCGGGGAGAAGGGGGAUCGGGGUACAGUCGGACCUCCAGGACCACCAGGCAUCAAGGGGUCGAUGGGGCAUCCUGGAAUACCAGGAGGAAUGGGUGAGCUGGGACCCUCUGGACAGUCAGGUCCUGCUGGAGUUCGUGGACCCCCAGGAACGAGAGGGUCAAAAGGUCGUCGGGGUGCUCGAGGUUCUGAUGGACCAGUGGGUGAACCAGGAUCACGAGGUGCCAAGGGCCUUCCAGGGCAUCCAGGGAAACAGGGACCAGAUGGGCAGCAGGGAAAGAUUGGAGAGAUGGGAGAGGCAGGAUCUCGUGGCUUUCCUGGUAUCCAAGGACCUUCCGGACCUCAAGGAGCAAAAGGGCCUCCCGGAGACCCGGGACCUCAGGGAGUGCAAGGCCUACCUGGACCUUUGGGAGAAAUUGGACAUAAGGGACCUCCUGGCUCAGUGGGACAGCAUGGACUUCUGGGUGAACCAGGCAUGAAGGGUGAUAUUGGGCCACUUGGAAUUCCAGGAGAGCAAGGCCUCAUUGGUCAACGGGGUGAUCCGGGCCUUGAAGGAGAGAGUGGCCCCCUAGGGCCAGAUGGGCUGAAGGGAGACAAAGGAGAACCAGGUCCAGAAGGAGGAAAAGGAGACAAGGGGCAGGAAGGCAUAAAAGGAAAAGAAGGACCAUCUGGAUAUCCUGGGCCCACAGGCAUCCGAGGACCAGAAGGAAAACCAGGCCGGCAAGGGGAAAAGGGGAAAACUGGGCUAAAGGGCAGCAAAGGUCAUCAAGGGCAACUUGGAGAGACCGGCCCGCCAGGGAAGAUGGGUUCCAAGGGGACUCAAGGCCCAAAAGGAUCCAGAGGUACCCUGGGAUCUAUGGGUGCUCCAGGCCGGAUGGGGGCACAAGGGGAGCCUGGCUUAAAGGGCUAUCAGGGACACACAGGAGUGCCAGGCCCAACUGGACCACCUGGGCCCAAAGGUGAAAAGGGAGAACAAGGCGAUGAUGGCAAGAUGGAGGGGCCUCCUGGACCACCUGGAGACAGAGGUCCAGUUGGUGACAGAGGAGAUCGUGGGGAGGCUGGAGAUCCUGGUUAUCCUGGCCCAGAAGGCCUCAAUGGAGAGAGAGGAAAACCUGGACAGCAAGGCUUACCAGGACACCCAGGACCACCAGGCCAACCGGGGCUGAAAGGUUCCAAGGGCAAUCUGGGCCAGAAAGGAAAGAAAGGCCUCCAAGGUGUCCCGGGCAGCAGAGGCUCACCGGGUCUUGUAGGGUUACCCGGUCCUAGAGGAGUGGUUGGAAGGCAAGGUCAAGAGGGCACACCUGGAAUCGAUGGGAUUCCUGGCAAAGAUGGUGGUACUGGGCAAAAGGGAGAACAAGGUGAAGAUGGAGAGGAAGGAACACGAGGAAUGCUGGGAAAAAGAGGGAACACUGGUGUCCUUGGUCUUCCAGGAGCUCAGGGCCCCCCAGGAUUUAAGGGAGAAAGGGGAUUGCCUGGGCAGGCUGGUCCAUUGGGGAAACGAGGGCCCCAAGGUGGGAUGGGGCUCCCUGGAACAUCUGGUGAGCCAGGUCCAAAGGGGCAGCCGGGAGACUUUGGUGAAUCAGGAUUUCCAGGGAUUGCUGGGCUGUUUGGGCCAAAGGGACCCCCUGGAGAUCUCGGGUUCAAAGGAAUCCAGGGCCCAAAAGGUCCACAGGGCCUCAUGGGGAAAGAAGGAGUUAUUGGCCCGCUUGGGAUUCAGGGUCCAACAGGAAGCCUCGGCCCCAAAGGAGACAAAGGCAGUCAUGGUGAAAUGGGAUUGCAAGGUCCUAAGGGUACCCCAGGGCCUCGAGGAGCCCCUGGACCUCCGGGUCCACCAGGAAUCCCAGCUACAUUUCAGCAAGAUGGGUUCAGUGCAGCCUCACAAACAGCGAUGAGCUCCAACACUAUGUUCAAGUCUGAGAGCUAUCAACAUUCAGACCUUCUAGUGUUGGAUCAGGGAGGGGAGAUAUUUAAGACUCUGCACUACCUCAGCACUCUCAUCCAGAGCAUCAAGAGACCCCUUGGGACCAAAGAGAACCCUGCCCGCAUCUGUAGAGACCUCAUGAACUGUGAACAGAAAAUGCAGGAUGGCACAUAUUGGAUUGACCCGAAUCUUGGCUGUUCUUCAGAUAGCAUUCAGGUCACCUGUAACUUCACCCAAGGGGGACAGACUUGCCUCAGUCCCAUCACUGCCUCAAAGCUGGACUUCAACAUUGGAAGAGUGCAACUGAAUUUCCUCCAUCUCCUGAGCUCCGAGGUCAUUCAGAACAUCACCAUCCACUGCAUGAACACCUCCGUAUGGGAGGAAGGACUGCCGGAGGCAGAUGCACAUUUCAAGGCCUGGAACGGACAGAUCUUUCAAGCGGGCGGACAGCUAAAACCUGAAGUGGUGGUGAAUGAUUGCAAGAUUCAAGAUGGACAGUGGCACCGGACGCUCUUCACAUUCCGGACGCAGGACCUGCACCAGCUGCCGAUUGCCAACAUCUACAACCUUCCACCCUCUGAACCAGGGAAGCAGUAUCUCCUUGAGGUUGGGCCCGUGUGUUUCCUCUAAAAGGUGGCCUCUGUAGUGCUUCAAGGUUUUUUGGCUUCUUUUAUUUUGAAGAUGCUGCCUCUUUGAGCAGGGCCCAUUUGCCGCCCCCCUCCACGAGCCUCGAGAGCUGGGCCUUUUGCAUUUGGACCGUGUCAGAUCAUAAGAAACCUGUGGCCCAUCAGACUCUUGUUCUCUGGCAUGGGGAGAGGAGAAGGCUUCAGUAAAGACACAACUCAGUCAGUGGAGCUUUGGAUGCUGAAGUGAAGGCCAGUUGACCCAAACCACAAAAGAUUCUUCUCCCCACUUCAGCCACAGAAACCUUAUGCAAUAUCUCGCAGAGAAACCCAGAUCAUCCCGCCCAGCCGCCAUUUGGAUGUGGCGUUCCAGGAAUGUGAUGAUAACAGGCAGGGCUUUUUGGAAUGAGACAGGAAAGGAGUCUUGGAAAGACAGCUUUGCAAAUUUGUCUUCCUCUGCUUGUUGUUCUGAAACAGGAAGCAUUUUGAAGUGCAAUAUCAGAGAGAGAGAGAGAGAAAUCUAUCUAAAUAUAUAUUUUAUUUAAGGCAAAAAAAAAUUAAAAAUAAAACCGAGUAAGAUCCUUCUUCCCUUUGGGAGAGAAAACAUCCCUUUUUAGGUGUAUGAGAAGGGAAGAUUCAGUGCAAGAAUGAGAUGAGAAGAGAUUGGUGCUAAACAGAAAAAAAAAUUAAAAAGAGAGGAGGGAUGGGUUUGUUUAAUUUGAUUCUACCUCUCACUGUGAAAUACCUGGUGCUCUUUUAUUUUUAAAGAAGAAGUGUGUUGUUUUAUAUAUGUGACUAAAACUAUUUAAGGUUCUAAGAGGUGCUAGUGUCUCAUCACAGACCCCGCCAAACCCUUAACAUUGGUGUGUUCCCUUUAGAACGAGAAGCAGGAAAGAGAGGGGCUUGUGAUCGUCAGCACAACAACUACAAGUCGACUUUGUAAUUUAAAGGUGCAUUAAAUAUUCUACAGGGGUUUUGUAUGUUCUUUGGAAUCCAGGUUUUGUUGACCAGUCAUUCGUCUUAGGUGUGUUUCAAAUAAAAGUGUACCUUUAGGAAAUGGUUUUUAGAGCAUAACCUAAGCUUUAUGAGAAACUCGUUUGUCUGCUUUUAGAUGCGUGCGUCUGUCCGUGUGCAUGUAUGUUUCUCUCUGUGUGUUUGUUCCUGUACAACUGUUACUCACCAAAACAUUAGGCUGCAAGAUAACAUGUCAAGAGGGAGAGAGGAAUGAGAAAGAAUGCUAAUUUGUAUUAGCUUUCAUUCCAUAAAUAGUUUUACUAUAUUUCUGUGUUAACUCUGGGUCUAUUGUCCACGCCAGUCCUUCUGUCUAUGGUGACUCCUGGUUUUGAACACCCAGCGGGAGUAAAUGGGGUCCAUCCGUCAAGGCAGACGUCAGAGGCAGUUUGUCGCUUUGUCACCCGCUCAGCCUUGGAUGGAUUUUGUUUUUUCGAGAUUUAUUUUUUACUCUUUGUAGAAACCUAGACUCUAUAUGUAAAUUUGGAGUUUAAAAAAAGAAAGAAAGAGGAGGAUUAAUAUUAUGGUAAUCAUUUUAUUCUAUAUAAGGAAUGUAAUGUUAAUGUAGUCAGGGCUGUAGUGUAAUGAAUGCUUUGGUGCCUGUUUUUUUUAAUUUGCCAUGUUUCGUAAAAUAUAUGUAUGUCUUCAUCUGUGUGUAUUCUUUUGUGUGUGUGUGUGUGUGUGUGUGUGUGUGUGUGUGUGUGUGGUGGGGGGACUGUCUUCAGUUUUGCUUUUCCCUGAGCUAAAACAUAAGAUUCCAGUCCCCCACGUAUCUCCAUCCUUUCCUUCUGAUCUUGAUGCGUGUCUCAGGACAGCUCAGCCUAACAGAGUAGGGCAGGUGGGGAACUGAGGGCAGCACUCCCUUCUGGGCAACCAAUGUUAAUUUUACCUAGGUACCAUAGGCUAGUUUUUACACACCCUUCUCUGUAUUCUCCAUCGAGGCAGGUUCAGAGUUCAAGGACACAUUCCAGCCAGACAAAAACACUGUGGUGAGGGGGCGGGGGAGAGCAAGACCAGUGAGGGGAUGUGGCCUGGAAAGAGUGCCAAGGGGCAGAAGGCCACCGCCGGAGUAGGUUUUUUCACUCAGACCAUCCCUCAGCUCCAAAUGGGUCUUAAUUGGUAAAUGAUCAUAGUCCCUUCUCCAGCUUAGUUUCUCCUUGUUACUGGCACGUCCAUGGUCCCCUUUCCCAGCUCUCUCAUUUCCU